Molecule: messenger RNA, 297 nt
Organism: Nematocida ausubeli
Lineage: Eukaryota; Fungi; Microsporidia
Exons: 1
Coding region: 1-297 (98 amino acids)
Source: RefSeq, a predicted model, not a curated record
AUGCCCAGAUAUAUAACUGGUAGUUAUAUUAGUACAUUUAGUGCUAAUGAGCCACAGGGAAGUAGAUUAUUUGGUGAAGGAGGAUAUUAUAAUGAAGAUGAAACUUCAUCAAGGAUGUAUAAAAUGAAAAGAUGUUUAUGGAAGGUAUGUUCUAGUAAUAUAAUGUGUGUUCUAGGUUAUAUAGCAGGGAUUAUUCUUAUGAUAGUACUGAUUGGAGUAUUUUUCUACCUAAAUAGAAUCAAAACCCCAAAUACCGUUAUAAAUGGACUUAGUGAGAAAUUAGACUUCUUGGGUUAA